ACGGAUUUGCUCUUGGCUUCUGAUUCGCUAAAUUGUUCCUGCAUGAGCAGGUUGCAAGACGACAGGAGGAAACAGAUCCUACAGGAAUCUGUCGGGAACAACCGUGGAAAAAAAAGUUGAAACUGCGAUCGGAUGAAGUCUGCGGCUGCAGCGCGGAGGUUUUUGCGCACGGACAGCGUUGCGCACCGGAGGAACUCGCUUGGAAAGCCGCCGUUUGCUGCGUAGCUGCCGGGUUUCUGCCUCAUAGAUGAAAACCCCACCGGAGAGACCUGGGGGCCCCUCAGUCUUCCACCGCCGGGGACCAUGGCGGACAACUUCUCGGAUCUGAUCAACGAGUCGCUGCCGGCGGCUCCGGUCGCACACUACAACUUCCCGGCGCUCAUAUUCGGGAUUUUACUGAUCAUCACCGUCACUGCGGGAAACGUGCUGGUGUGCCUCAGUGUUUACUUGGAGAAGGCUUUGAAAACUACCACCAACUACUUCAUAGUGAGUCUGGCGUUUGCGGAUUUGCUGCUGGCGGUUCUGGUUCUGCCGCUCUUCGUUUACGCAGAGUUUCAGGGUGGAGUUUGGACCCUGAACAUGACGAUAUGUGACGGUCUGAUGACCAUGGACGUGAUGCUGUGCACCGCGUCGAUCUUCAACCUGUGUGCCAUCAGCGUGGACCGGUUCAUUGCAGUGUCCAUACCGCUGAAUUACAACCGUAAACACGUGGACUACCGGCAGCUCAUCCUGCUGUCCGCCACCUGGCUGCUGGCCUUGGCCGUCGCCUCGCCCGUCAUCUUCGGCAUCAACAACGUGCCGAACCGCGACCCCAGAGAGUGCAAACUGGAGGACAACAACUACGUGGUGUACUCGUCCGUCUGCUCCUUCUUCAUCCCCUGCCCCAUCAUGGUGCUGCUCUACUUUGGGAUUUUUCGAGGUCUGAGGCGGUGGGAGGAGGCGCGGAAGGCCAAGCUGCGCAGCAGCAUCGAGGCGUGCCGGAAGCUGCAGCAGAACAGCGCGGUCGGCGGCGCCCUGCCCCCGAUGAUGGGCACCAUCCCCGGGGCGCUGCCCAUGCCACUGCCCAGGAUCAUAGAGAGAGAUCUGGCCCAGACUCGCAUGGACGACUCAGGCGACUACAUCCAGCAGGAGAUUCCUUAUCCACGGCAGUACCGGGAAAACUCAGUGCCAACAGUGAGAUUCAACCAGCAGCAAGUCAAGAAGAGGGCGAAGAUCAACAGCAGGGAACGGAAAGCUAUGAGGGUCCUACCGGUUGUAGUAGACUCUGAUCAGAGCUCUUAGGCGAGGAGGUCGACCUUCCUGCAGGUCAUCCUGAGUCCCGGAAUAAAAGCGGCGCUCCUGACCAACCGUAGCUCCUCAUGCAGCGCUGUCACAUCUUAAAGCCUGCAAUCCAAUUAUCACACAACACAUGAUGAUGAACUCAGUCUGAGGAAACAGCCUGAGAUGCAGUCAGCGGCUGGUUUCAGCAGCAGACGAGUUUUAUUCCUCAUUAUGCUGAGAAGCAAAAUAAAAUGUUCUGUUUUACAUUCAAAACAAAUAUAAUUGGGUGCAAACCGCUCAGCUAAGCAGAUUUUAAUUCAUUGGGUUCAACAAUAAACUCUCCAGAAUAAUGAGUGACAAAAUCAAUUUUACUGAAAACAAAGCAGAUGUUUUCUGUCUGACUUUUGAUUGCUCAUAACAUUGAGGACGAGCUGUAGUCUAGUCUUUGUUUCUACACAGCUCCGUUGAGAUCUGGACUUUGACUAGGCCACUGCAACACCUUGAUUCUUUUGUUAUUUCAGUGUUUCUCUUGUUGACUUAAUCAUUAUCGUUCUGUCGAUAAUCCAGUCUGGUGCAUCUGGCCAAAUUGAUGGGCCUCAAAUUUGUCUCUUUUGGCCCACUCAAAGAAAAAA
Messenger RNA from Poecilia latipinna (sailfin molly), 1892 nucleotides. It is a transcript of the gene drd4b, whose product is annotated as dopamine receptor D4b. The coding region runs from base 304 to 1281 and encodes 325 amino acids. The record is from RefSeq and is a predicted model, not a curated record. Gene Ontology annotation, cellular component: plasma membrane. Gene Ontology annotation, molecular function: dopamine neurotransmitter receptor activity, coupled via Gi/Go; G protein-coupled receptor activity. The transcript has 4 exons. Gene Ontology annotation, biological process: negative regulation of synaptic transmission, glutamatergic; negative regulation of cytosolic calcium ion concentration; negative regulation of adenylate cyclase activity. NCBI's taxonomy places the organism in Eukaryota, Metazoa, Chordata, Actinopteri, Cyprinodontiformes, Poeciliidae.